CUGGGACCCUCCGGGCCUGAUCGCUCCUACACGAACCAGACCCUUCGCCGCCCUCACGAUGACUACCUCUCCGAUCCUGCAGUUGCUGUUGCGGCUCUCACUGUGGGGGCUGCUGCUCCGGAGGGCGGAGACAGGCUCUGAGGGGCAGACGGCGGGGGAGCUGUACCAGCGCUGGGAACGGUACCGCAGGGAGUGCCAGGAGACCUUGGCAACCGCGGAACUGCCUUCAGGCCUCGCCUGUAACGGGUCCUUCGAUAUGUACGUCUGCUGGGACUAUGCUGCACCCAACGCCACUGCCCGUGCGUCCUGCCCCUGGUACCUGCCCUGGUACCACCACGUGGCUGCAGGUUUUGUCCUCCGCCAGUGUGGCAGUGAUGGCCAAUGGGGACUUUGGAGAGACCACACACAAUGUGAGAACCCAGAGAAGAAUGAGGCCUUUCUGGACCAAAGGCUCAUCUUGGAGCGGUUGCAGGUCAUGUACACCGUUGGCUACUCCCUGUCUCUUGCCACACUGCUGCUAGCCCUGCUCAUCUUGAGCUUGUUCAGGCGACUACAUUGCACUAGAAACUAUAUCCACAUCAACCUGUUCACGUCUUUCACACUGCGAGCGGCGGCGAUUCUCAGCCGAGACCGUCUACUACCUCGACCUGGCCCCUACCUUGGGGACCAGGCCCCUGUGCUGUGGAACCAG
Molecule: messenger RNA, 691 nt
Organism: Piliocolobus tephrosceles (Ugandan red Colobus)
Lineage: Eukaryota; Metazoa; Chordata; Mammalia; Primates; Cercopithecidae
Gene: GIPR
Product: gastric inhibitory polypeptide receptor
Exons: 6
Biological process (GO): cell surface receptor signaling pathway; adenylate cyclase-modulating G protein-coupled receptor signaling pathway
Cellular component (GO): plasma membrane
Molecular function (GO): gastric inhibitory peptide receptor activity; peptide hormone binding; G protein-coupled peptide receptor activity
Source: RefSeq, a predicted model, not a curated record